AAUCAACAAGAUUUCGAAACUGCCGAUGAUCCCACUGGCGGAUACGUAAAUUAUGUAUCAAAAUCAGAUGCUCAAUCUUUAUCUCUAGUGGACAUACAGUCCUCAGGGGAAUUCGUGAUGAGGGCAGAUUCGGAUAAUCAGGCUUCUGGAAGAGGUAGGAAUAGUGUGAGGAUAAGUAGUAAAGAUAAAUUUGGAGAUGGAGUGUACAUUUUGGACGUAAAUCAUAUGCCUGUGGGGUGUGGAACCUGGCCAGCAUUCUGGACCACCACCAAAACAGGUUGGCCAUCCGGCGGAGAGAUAGAUAUCUUGGAAGUACGCAAUACAGCUUCUUUACAUACUGCGGAUAAUUGUGUCUUGCCUAGUGGGACUUAUCAAACUGGUGAAUUGGGAAGAUCGGUAUGUGCGGCAGAUCUCUCUGGUAACACUGGGUGUGGAGUCGAGUUGGGAGGACAAGAUGUUUAUGGAGUGGAUAGUUUUGGUCAUGGAGUGAAUGAAGUAAGUGGAGGAUGGUAUGCUAUGUGGAGGGACGUGCAAAAUUCGGGCGGUGUAUACGUCUACUACUGGCCUCGAAACGCUACAAACGUUCCUGAUGAUGUCAAAAAUGUCAAUACGGUCAGUACGAACGUAGCUGGGUGGGGUGAACCCAGUGCGAAUUUAUCAAUCCCUACGUGUAAAGGUGAUUUCAACGAUCAUGUUAUCGUUUUUAACCUAGCUUUCUGUGGAGAUUACGCCGAAGGAACGUACACGACUUCUGGAUGUCCUUCCACAUGUUCAUCAUUCGUCAUGAAUCACCCUCAAGCUUUCACCUCGGCUUACUGGUCUAUAAACUCUCUGCGAGUUUACACAUCUUCUGGUAAACCUGCAUCGGGAGGUGGAUUAUCAACGGGUUCUAUAGUUGGUAUCGUCGUUGGUGUCGUUGUUGGUGUUUGUAUCUUAUUCGUGGGCUUUUUAGUGUGUAGAAGACGACGGAUGGCUGGGUGA
This is a messenger RNA of Tremella mesenterica DSM 1558, 981 nucleotides long. RefSeq lists its product as uncharacterized. The transcript has 8 exons. The record is from RefSeq and is a predicted model, not a curated record. NCBI's taxonomy places the organism in Eukaryota, Fungi, Basidiomycota, Tremellomycetes, Tremellales, Tremellaceae. Gene Ontology annotation, molecular function: hydrolase activity, hydrolyzing O-glycosyl compounds. Gene Ontology annotation, biological process: glucan catabolic process. The annotation marks the transcript as partial.